AUGAAUGAAGGGAAACUAGAAUACCAUCUUCCUCCAAAGUACAACCGCGAUCGACUAGAGUACAUCUUCACCACUGCUCACCAUGCAACGACCAUGGCCUCGCAGCAGGCAUACAUCGGGAAUGCAACAAUCCCUGCAGUCACAGUCACAGUCACAGACUUCCAAGCACAUAAACUCCAAGGAACCCCCCAGCGCAACCGCAUCCAAAGUUCGCCGCACACGAGCGAGCAGCGCGUCGCGAAACAAGUUUUCGCCAUGUCCCCAUUACGAAAGAAGACGCUCAAUGAAACCGGAGAUCUACCGCUAACUGGUGCCGCGUGCCAGGUUUCCAUUACAUGUACGAACUGGCAGCGGGCCUGGUUCUUCGAGCUUGAUUUCUCGGCGGCAAGGGCGGAUAUCGCGCAGGCAGGCCCAACGCCGCUCGGGUCCCACGUUGCCCGCAAUCUGGUUACUGUGACUGGACGAGAUGGUGUGGGGAGUUGGUGGGUGCAGAUUCUUACGUGGGAGGGUGCAUGGGUGAGAAUUAAGGAGAUUGUACGUGAUGAGUUUGAGGGUAUCAAAUUGUUGUGA
This is a messenger RNA of Penicillium canariense, 570 nucleotides long. RefSeq lists its product as uncharacterized. The record is from RefSeq and is a predicted model, not a curated record. Lineage: Eukaryota; Fungi; Ascomycota; Eurotiomycetes; Eurotiales; Aspergillaceae. The transcript is spliced from 3 exons. The coding region runs from base 1 to 570 and encodes 189 amino acids.